UGGCUGCCAUGUUUACGAUUCUGUGUGCGUGCGAAUGAGUUUGUAAAAGCCAAUGCCACGACGAUGAAGAAGAAAGAAGAGGAAAGGGAGACUCAACCCACAAGGAGGGACAGAUAGCAACACGCAAGACUCUCUCUUCCCAUCCCACAUUUUCUCUCACCUCUGCCUCGCCAUGUUUUCGUUGAACGGAAGCACUUUUCUGAAUAACAAAGGCUUACCAAGCCCUUUGUGUACUACUGAUCAAAGAAGCGGAAGAUUGCCAGCGACAGUGGUGGCUUUUGGCGUUUCUAAGAGGGAGACCGGUAGCCUUGUUAUGGAGACCCCCAAGUCCGACGUGAGCGGUGGCGUUCAUGAUGUCUACGGUGAGGAUACCGCCACUCUGGACCAGCCUGUCACCCCUUGGUCUGUCUCUGUUGCCAGUGGGUAUUCUUUGUUGAGAGAUCCUCAUCACAACAAAGGGCUUGCCUUCACCUACAAAGAGAGAGAUUCACAUUACUUGCGAGGUCUUCUUCCCCCUACAGUUGUUUCACAAGACCUCCAGUUGAAGAAAAUGCUACAGAAUAUUCGCCAGUACCAAAUUCCCCUGCAAAGAUACAUGGCCAUGAUGGAUCUUCAGGAGAGAAAUCAACGUCUAUUCUACAAGCUUCUCAUUGAAAAUGUUGAGGAAUUACUUCCAGUUGUCUACACUCCUACUGUUGGUGAAGCAUGCCAAAAAUAUGGAAGCAUCUUGAGGCGUCCUCAGGGUCUUUUUAUCAGUUUGAAUGAAAAAGGGAAGGUUCUUGAAGUGUUGAGGAACUGGCCCGAGAAGGAUAUUCAAGUCAUUGUUGUCACUGACGGAGAGCGGAUUCUGGGGCUAGGAGAUCUUGGCUGUCAGGGGAUGGGAAUACCAGUGGGCAAACUUUCUUUAUAUACAGCUCUUGGAGGAGUUCGUCCUUCUGCUUGCUUACCUAUAACCAUUGAUGUCGGGACUAACAAUGAGACAUUGUUGAAUGACGAGUUCUACAUUGGGCUCAGACAAAAGAGAGCUACUGGAGAGGAAUACGCCGAACUUCUACAUGAAUUCAUGAUGGCAGUCAAGCAGAACUAUGGGGAGAAAAUCCUAAUUCAGUUUGAAGACUUUGCAAACCACAAUGCUUUCGAUCUUCUUGAAAAAUAUGGCACAACUCAUCUUGUAUUCAAUGAUGAUAUUCAGGGGACAGCAUCUGUGGUCCUUUCAGGACUUAUUUCAGCAAUGAAAUUUUCUGGAGGAAGCUUAACUGACCACACGUUUUUGUUUCUUGGUGCGGGGGAGGCUGGCACCGGAAUUGCAGAGCUCAUUGCCCUUGAGAUAUCAAAACAGACAGAUAUGCCGGUUGAAGAGGCUCGCAAGAAAGUUUGGCUUGUCGAUUCAAAGGGGUUGAUUGUCAGUUCUCGCCUAGAAUCUCUCCAACAGUUCAAAAAGCCCUGGGCACAUGAACAUGAGCCUGUUGACAACCUUUUAGACUCGAUCAAUCAAAUCAAGCCAACAAUUCUGGUUGGAACUUCAGGACGAGGGCAAACAUUUACCAAAGAAGUGGUUGAGGCUAUGGCCUCCCUGAAUGAAAAACCCAUUAUUCUUGCUCUUUCCAAUCCAACUUCACAAUCUGAAUGUACCGCAGAAGAAGCUUACACGUGGAGUCAGGGCCGUGCAAUAUUUGCAAGUGGAAGCCCAUUUAGCCCUGUUGAAUAUGAGGGCAAGGUUUUCACACCUGGCCAGGCAAAUAAUGCAUACAUUUUCCCUGGAUUUGGUCUGGGUCUAAUAAUGUCUGGUGCCAUCCGUGUUCACGAUGACAUGCUUCUGGCAGCUGCGGAAGCUCUGUCAUCUCAAGUAACUCAGGAGCACUUUGACAAGGGACUCAUAUAUCCACCAUUUAAAAGCAUCCGAAGUAUUUCAGCACAUAUCGCUGCCGAUGUAGCUGCGAAAGCUUAUGAGCUUGGAUUGGCGACUCGACUCCCUCAACCAAAGGAUCUGGUGAAGUAUGCUGAAAGCUGCAUGUACAGCCCCUCCUAUCGAACUUACCGGUGAAGCAACAAAUAUAUCUAGUAAUAUUUGGGGGUUAACAUUACUGAUUAAUUACUAGUUGUCUGUUCUUUUAUUUAUUUUAAGUUAACUUGCUCCUCCUUCUCAUGUGAAGAAGUGUAAGUUAAGUGGUGGCUGGAUAGUGGUAGUUGGAUGAAUCAAAUCAAAUUAUAGCAUGAAAUUGUUGUUCCUGUGGACUUUGAUUCUUUACAUAUAGAGCACAGUGUUGCUGGUAA
Mangifera indica (mango) is the source of this 2274-nucleotide messenger RNA. RefSeq names its product NADP-dependent malic enzyme 4, chloroplastic-like. The transcript is spliced from 21 exons. The record is from RefSeq and is a predicted model, not a curated record. Gene Ontology annotation, biological process: malate metabolic process; pyruvate metabolic process. The coding region runs from base 173 to 2044 and encodes 623 amino acids. Gene Ontology annotation, cellular component: chloroplast. Gene Ontology annotation, molecular function: NAD binding; malate dehydrogenase (decarboxylating) (NADP+) activity; malate dehydrogenase (decarboxylating) (NAD+) activity. Lineage: Eukaryota; Viridiplantae; Streptophyta; Magnoliopsida; Sapindales; Anacardiaceae.